Molecule: messenger RNA, 1647 nt
Organism: Diaporthe batatas
Lineage: Eukaryota; Fungi; Ascomycota; Sordariomycetes; Diaporthales; Diaporthaceae
Exons: 8
Coding region: 1-1647 (548 amino acids)
Biological process (GO): transmembrane transport; carbohydrate transport
Cellular component (GO): membrane
Molecular function (GO): carbohydrate:proton symporter activity
Source: RefSeq, a predicted model, not a curated record
AUGAAGACCAACGAGACCAUAGAGUCCAAGCCAACGAAUUCCAGCGAUGGAUUGAGCAGCCCGAACCCAAAUCAAGUGAAAAGAACUUACUCAAUCAAGGACCACUGGAAAUGUCUUGCAGCUUGCACUCUUGUGUCUAUGUGCCCUUUCCAAUAUGGGCUGGACUUUGGCCUUAUAGGAGGAUUGCAAGCCAUGAUUGGCUUCCUGAAGAUCUUCGGGCAUGAAGCACCAGAGACCCCAUUGGGGUGGAACCUGUCCACCGAGCGUCAACAGCUCAUUUCAUCUCUCAUGACCCUCGGCGCGUUCUUGAGCUCGUCGACAGCAGGGCCUAUUGCUUCAUUCAUGGGCCGCAAGCCCAGUAUCUGGUCCGCCAGCCUCUUGUGCUGUAUUGCAAACGUCAUCAUGAUGGUCACGACAAAUAUCAACGCGAUAUACAUAGGCCGUCUGCUACUGGGUCUUGCCAAUGGUCUCUUUAUGACAUUCUCGCAGCUUUACAUUCAGGAAUCUGUUCCCGCACGAUACCGAGGUCUCAUGAUCUCGUCAUUCCAGGUGUGGACGUCAGUCGGAUCCUUAAUUGGUACCAUAGUCGACAACUUCACAGCCAAGAUCAUGAGUCGCGAGUCGUACCUGAUCCCGCUUGGGUUGAUAUACAUCAUUCCCGUCAUAAUGUCCGUCGGCCUCCUGCUGGUACCCGAGUCACCCAGAUGGCUUCUUGAACACGGCCAUAGGGAAAAAGCCCUCAAGUCCCUCCUGUGGCACCGGCCGUAUGGCCAGGCGGAAGCAGAAGAAGAACUCAAAGACAUGCAGGAAGCAUUGGAAGGAGAGAUGAGGGAAAAGAAUAGUGUCGCUAUCAAGGACAUGUGGACACAUCCGAUCGACCGCAGGAGGACUAUCCUCGCAGUCUGCGCCAUAACUCUUCAAGGUGCCUCUGGCGCAAUGUACAUGAUUGCUUAUGGCACCUACUUUUUCGAGAUGGCCAACAUCGGCAAUAGCUUCGAGAACUCGUGCAUUCUGACAGCUGUCGGUGUCUUCGCUAUCAUACUCAACAGUGCUGUUGUCACACACAUCGGUCGCCGGCGAGUCUUCCUCACCAUUGGGCUGUUCAUCUGUGGGCUAUCUCAGCUUCUCACAGCCGUGAUUUACACCGUGCGACCCGGAACUCAGUCGACAGGGAAGGGAAUAGUUGCACUUGCGAUUAUAUAUAUAUUCGGCUACAAUGGGAUGGUUGCCACAUAUGCCUGGAUCUCGGGUGGAGAGUUACCAUCGCAGCGACUCCGGUCGUACACAUUCGGCCUGGCCACAGCUGUCGGCUUCUUCGCUGCAUGGCUCGCGACAUUCACUGCGCCGUACUUCAUCAACCCUGAGUCGCUCAAUUGGGGACCAAAGUACGGCUAUAUCUGGACGCCCUCUUGCUGGAUCGCUGCGGCUUGGGUAUACUUCUUCCUUCCCGAAGUUAAGGAUCGAUCACUUGAGGAAAUUGAUGAGAUGUUCGAAGCUCGCCUCCCCGCCAAAAAAUUCCGCCAGUAUGUAUGCGUAGGUCGUGCUGGUCGUGAGGCGGAGAAGAAGGAAGCAGAGGUAGUACAUGCAGAAGAGGUUGUCUGGGCCGAUGGAAAGGCCGCUUCUGAAGCUGCUACGGCUAUUGCCUAA